This is a messenger RNA of Cottoperca gobio, 848 nucleotides long. Its product is annotated as troponin C, slow skeletal and cardiac muscles-like. The transcript is spliced from 6 exons. NCBI's taxonomy places the organism in Eukaryota, Metazoa, Chordata, Actinopteri, Perciformes, Bovichtidae. Gene Ontology annotation, cellular component: myosin II complex. The coding region runs from base 136 to 621 and encodes 161 amino acids. The record is from RefSeq and is a predicted model, not a curated record. Gene Ontology annotation, molecular function: calcium ion binding.
AUUUUGCGGGAUGGGUCGAGAGCUUUUUUAGUGGCACACUCCUCCAACAAUAAAGACUGAGGCAGUCAUUGCUGGCAGUAUUUGUGCUGUGUCUGAGUGCAGUGGUGGGUCAGAGGCCGGGACGGAGCAGCAGCCAUGGAUGACGUCUAUAAAGCAGCGGUUGAGAACUUGACAGAGGAGCAGAAAAAUGAGUUCAAGGCUGCGUUUGACAUCUUCAUCCAGGAUGCAGAAGAUGGCUGCAUCAGCACCAAAGAGUUGGGGAAGGUGAUGAGGAUGCUGGGACAGAAUCCCACCCCAGAAGAGUUACAGGAGAUGAUCGAUGAGGUGGAUGAGGACGGCAGUGGCACAGUCGACUUUGAUGAGUUCUUGGUGAUGAUGGUCCGCUGCAUGAAGGAGGAGAGCAAAGGAAAAUCAGAGGAGGAGUUGGCUGAACUGUUCCGCAUGUUUGACAAGAACGGAGAUGGCUACAUAGAUCUAGAAGAGCUGAAGGCCAUGCUGGAGUCCACUGGAGAGGCCAUCACAGAAGACGACAUCGAAGAGCUGAUGAAGGAUGGAGACAAAAACAAUGAUGGAAAAAUUGAUUAUGACGAGUUCCUUGAGUUCAUGAAAGGUGUUGAAUAAACGAUCCAGCUGCAGCAUCUUCCAUUCCUGCAGAGAUGCCUCCACCUUGUGUCCACGUCUAACAUUACAAACUGUCAUGUCACUUGUUCUCAAACAACCCCACACAGGCCCUGAAAGGUUUGCAAAGUGAUCUUAUUGACUGCAAAUAUCUUCAUUUCUAAGAGCGAUGAUGAAUCAAAAUGUCAUAUAUAAAGACUAUUUUCAUUAAAAAGAUUUUCAUAAUUGCA